AUGGCAGUGUGGCUCCGGGCCUAUACUCGCAAGAAGCCGGCCGGCUCCAGGCUCAACCUGACCCCAACGCCGGGCCUAGACAGCCCGGCCAGAGUGGAGGCCCUGCCUGGCCCAGGCCUAAGGCGGGCUGCCCGGGCUCACGGACUGGCGGACAUCUCAGAGAAGGCGGAGCAGAGCUGCCAGGCAGGAGGAGGCGGUGGCUCUGGGCAGCUCAGGUAUGUCUCCUUUGGGGCCUCUUCAGAAGCCAUUUCAGUGCUGAUCGUCUGGUGGUUUGGCCUCCUGGUGAAGAAGACGUCGAAGCAGCUUUCUCUGAACAUAAGCGCUCAAUUAAGAUUUGCCGGGAAGAAAAGCCUGCAAGAAGUUGGCACCAGUGAAGAGAUUGACGAUGCGACCACCGGGCUGUGGAGUGAGUCAGAGACUGAUGGCCUCCAGGUUGACAGUAGCUUAUCAAAUAGCGAUUUAGUUUCAGGACUAAGUUUGCAGCAUCAUAUUUCCAAUUCUCUUCUGGACUGUUCAACUAUGGACUCUUCUAAAGAGAGUUUAAGUAGUUUCUCAUCACCUGAAGUCUUCAGAGGGUCAGAUUAUUUUGAUCGGUCAUGUCCCAAGUUGGAAGAAUACAUGCUAUGCAAGAAUUCCACUCUUUUGGAUACUAGUAAAGCAGUGGCAGUAGAGAAAGUACCAUUGUUUUCAAAUCUCUCUUCAAUUAUAGGUUCCUCUUCAGAAGACUAUCAGAAAUGCCAUAGAAAAAUAGUGAUGACAUUGACAGACCAAGAUAUUUCUCCAAAACUAAAGAAUACUUCAAAUCCAGAAUCAGAAAAUGCAGCUUGUGAAAUUUUGCUUGCUGAGAAACCUUGCACUUUAAUUCCUGAAAAAAUGAAGAAAAAGGCAAGUAUGAAUUCCAGUACUUCUGUUAAGAAAAGAAAAGGCCUACUAACAAGUACUCCAUCCUCUCAAACAGUUGAUUUAGUGAUUGAUUUCUCAUCAAUACAAAGAUCAUCUUUUGAAGAACUUUUCCCAAAUGUCAGCAAUUAUGUUAAUUCAAAUGAAAUUGUUCCUGUUUCAGGUUUACAAGAAAAAUCUUCAAAUGAGGUUUCCUCAGAUGCAUCAGAAUUAUGUUGCAUUGUUAGAGCAUCACUAGGAAAUAGACAAGUAAAAAGUAAAACGUAUAUAAAAAAGAAGAAAUAUUCUCCUUCCAAAAAUAUCUCUCAAGCCUAUGGUGUCUUAUUAGAAAUCUUCAGUGUUACCAGAUUAGAAUCAGCUUCAGUUCAGAGUUUUUCUUCUUGGAAAAGUCGUUUCGUCUACAACUGCAGCCUCUUUCCUCUCCGCAAAGAAGAGGGCUGGGAGCCCAGGAGCUUUCCGACGCUGCAGGGGCUCCCAGAUGAGGUGCAAAUUCUGUCCCUAGCUCUUCCCAGGCGUGAGUUAAUUCCCGCUCGCAGAGCUCUGAGCUGGGCUCGCAGUGUCUGUGUCGGAAAUGGCCGCGGCGGCUUUUGCAGUGUCUCUGGACGGUCGCUCGGUCCUUCGCAGCCCCGGGAAGCCAACCCGCAGGUCAGCUGGCCUCGCGCAGCCAGCCAGUCAGGCGGAGCUCAAAGUCCGGCCCAGAAUCCGACCCCGCCCGGCGCUCACGCGCUCUCUCCCCACCCACGGCUCCGCUCCCGGCCCGAAGCGGCGGCCGCUAGUUGCCUCGACGUCUCUGCGCCAGCGACCGCGAACAGCGACGUCACGGAAGAACAAGCCGCGGGCGCGCGUGCGCAGAUACGCACGCUCCUCCUCCCCCCCCCUCCCACGCCCCUCCGCCACCGCUCACGCCCCGCCCCGCGACUGCCACGUGAGGGCCUCCCCCGCCAGCCUAUGGCGGCCGGCCCCGCCCCCGGCCCCGGCCCCGCCCCCGCCCCGUGCCCCCGCUUCGCGCGUCGCCACGUGACGCGGCCCGCCGCCAGCCAAUGA
Molecule: messenger RNA, 1944 nt
Organism: Suncus etruscus (white-toothed pygmy shrew)
Lineage: Eukaryota; Metazoa; Chordata; Mammalia; Eulipotyphla; Soricidae
Gene: MEIKIN
Product: meiotic kinetochore factor
Exons: 14
Coding region: 1-1944 (647 amino acids)
Biological process (GO): male meiosis chromosome segregation; homologous chromosome segregation; meiosis I sister chromatid cohesion
Cellular component (GO): kinetochore
Source: RefSeq, a predicted model, not a curated record